CGCCUGGGUCUGCGCCGUACUCAAGUACGCGAUGGGCCUGCUCUUUUGUGAUGUGAGCAUUCCUUGUUCGCUUUACAUCGCUCGCCAUGGUCGCCUUUUCCCGGCUGUCUGUUGCUUCGGCACUUCUAGCACAACAUGUCUUCGCCGGGCGCAACUUGAUCACACGCAAUGAGACGCAAGAUUUCACAACUAGUCUGCUGCAAGAGUCAAUGGACUGGAUGGACAUGUACUAUGACAAUGAACGAGGAUAUCUGUUCGACUUGGACGCGGCUGCUAUGGUGCACGAUACGAGGUCGAGCGCUUGGUAUGCCGCGGGUCUGCUCGCACGCAACGAGAACGACGAUGUGGAGCAGGCGGUCAGAAUUGUGACCAACAUUAUCCAGGGCCAAUUCAAGAACGAGAGCGAGCAGUGGUACGGCGAUUACCAAAAAUAUCCCGAGGAGCCCUAUGUCGGUACGCCAGAAUACCCAGCCUCAAUCUACAACUCGUGGGACCCCAACUGGCGCGGCUUCAUUGGCACCACGUUUGUCAUUAUGCUCGAGGAAUUCCCGCAUCUCCUCCCGCAGGACACGACGGCGUAUAUUCUCGAGAGUCUGUACAAUACGACUAUUGGUGAUAGCUAUCGCGUCGGUGGUGUCGAUGAUGACAAUUUGUACCCUGCAUACAGCAAUCCGUCCAUCAUGCGCGCCUUUGUCUCUGGAUACAUUGGCCGACGCCUCAACGACGCAAACAUGACGAGCGCUGGCGAAGCCUACGCCAAAGACAUUAUCGACCUGUUCACCCGCGAUAACACACUCUCUGAAUUCAACUCUGGCACCUACGCCGGCGUCUCGCUGUACGCGCUUACCCUAUGGGCCAAGUACCUCGAUCCCGCUGACAGCAUCAUGGGCGAGUACGGCCCCCGCAUGAUCCGCGAUACAUGGGCUAUUCUCGGCCAACUCUACAACGCAAACUUGAAAAACGUCGCCGGGCCCUGGGAUCGUGCGUACGGCUUCGACAUGAACCGGUACUUGAGCAUCCUAGCCCUGCACAUGUGGACAUUAGUAGGAAAAGAGAAAGCGCCAAUCCACAAGAAACCCUGGGUCAUGGGUCAUAAAAACGACUUUGCCAUCGGGCCCCUCGUCGCUAUCCUCGCCCCGUUCCACAACGCUCUCGUGCCCAAUACUACGCUCUCUUCCCUCACCACCUUUCCGGCUACGCACUCCGUUUCCACCUCCGCGUUCUCGCCCCCAUACGAUACCUACCCGCGCAACAUCUCCGCAUGGCUCUCCCCCUCGCUAACCAUCGGCGCAACCUCCUUUUCCGAAAACGUAAUCGGCGGGCCAAGCAUCAACCAGAACUCCUUCAACCCAGCCGUCGUCCAGUGGGCGCGGUCUGAGCAGGAGAAAGACGGCGUGGGCUGGAUUACCUUGUAUGCGCAGACGAAAGCGCUACAGGCUGUUGUUGGUCCGGGGAGUUUGGAACUCACGUAUCCCAAUGGUGCGGGGGGCGAGACUGGGUUUUCGUUUCUCGUCGCGCCGAACGGGUGGGCGGGUAAGAGGGAUGUUCGCAGUUGGGAGGAUGUGCAAGGGAUCAAGGUGAAGAAUGUGACUGGCACGGUGAAUUUGGAGUAUGCGGUUACGUUUAACGGGAUGUUUGGCGGGGCUGGAAAGACGAUUAAUGACUUUGAGUUUUGGAACUUUACCUACACCAUGCCUGAGGGCAGCAAGGAGGUGCCGAGGAUUCGGCUUGAGUUUGAAGUCGUCUAGGCGAGUGGACAUGGAGAGGAGAGAGAGAGAGAGCAUGGUAAUGGUGGUAUUAUGAGAAUAUCACAACGCUGCACAUAGGCAUCAUGAUGACAAGAUAUGAAUAUACAUAGUAAUAUUGAAAAUCGUAAUUGUUGAAUAAUAAGUUUACC
Molecule: messenger RNA, 1897 nt
Organism: Bipolaris sorokiniana ND90Pr
Lineage: Eukaryota; Fungi; Ascomycota; Dothideomycetes; Pleosporales; Pleosporaceae
Exons: 2
Coding region: 87-1748 (553 amino acids)
Source: RefSeq, a predicted model, not a curated record